AUGACAAUAUCAUCAACAACAACAACAAAAAAGAAAAAAAAAUUAGUAUAUAAACAAGAUAAUGAUGGAGUAUUUAGAUUAAAAAAGAUAGAUAAUAAUACACAUGAUAUAAAUAAUAAUGAUAAUGUAUCAAUAACAACAUCAGAAAUAGUUGAAAAAAAAUCAAAAGUUGAUAAUUAUCUUAAUGAAUUAAUGGAUUGUUCAUAUACUAUAAUGGAUGAAUUAAACAGUGGUACUAAUAAUGAAAAACCAAAUUAUAGCACACGAUCAAAAUCAUUAUCUUAUUUAAGUAAUAAUAAUAAUAAUAUCAAUAGUAGAGAAAAAGAUAAACAAAAAAAAUAUAUUAAACCAAUUGCAAAUAAUAAUACAUCAUCUAAAAAUUUGAAAUUAAUUCAAGCAUCCAACAACUCAUCUCCAAAUAAUAGUAGACCAUCUUCAUCUUCUUCAUCUUCAUCUUCACCUAAAAGCAAUCCAAAAAAAUCAUUUUUAUCAAAUUUAUUCAAAUUUCCAAAUUUAUCAUCAUUUUUACCAACUUUACCAAGUUUACCAUUUCCUACAUUCCCUAAUUUUGAACCACAAAUGACGCAAAUCAGGCAAACCACUUCAGAUAUUUUAAAAUUCCAUAUUCCAAGUUUCUUGUUGGGUAUAAUUUUAACCGUGCUAGCAAUAAUUUUCAAAAAACAAUUAAUAUUAUUAACUAUUGGAUUAGUUGUAAUUGGAAUAGUUGUUGGACUACUAGUAGUAGCAGGUAUAAUAGUAGCUUUAAAAAUGGGAUAUUUAAAACAAGAAGAUAUAGCUAUAGUCAAUCAAGUUUUGACUUUUAUGCAAACUAAAUUAAAUCUAUUCCAAUCAAAACAAGAAAUUGAAUCAAAUGGAGAAGUUGAAAGUACAAUUAUACAAAAUUAUAUAAGAGAUGAUAAUCAUUCAAAUCAUUCAAACAAUAGUAACCAGAACAAGAAAAGAAUGUCUUUACAACCCCAACAACUACAACAACAACCGAAAAUAAAAGAAAGAAGACAAUCAAAUAUUAGAGUAACUCCAUUUAGAUACGAUAGAGAAACUUCAAAUAAUUCAACUCCAAAUAUCAACAUGAAUAAUAAUUAUUCAACAUCAUAUGAAUAUUCACAACCACAAAAAUUAAAAAGAUUAAAUACUGAACCAGCACUAAUAACAAAAAGAAAUUCACCACCAUCAUCUAAGAGAUCAAGACAAAAUUCAUCAAUGGAAAUUGAAAAAAAGCAUCUUCCAAUAACUCCACAAUCAAAUGAUGAAUUACCAUUUAUAAAUGAAGUUAAAUUAGUUGAUUCAUUAAAUCAAGAUGAUGAAUAUUCAGAAAAUUACAACAAUCAUAACAACUAUAACAAUCACAAUUACAAUAACAAUUACAACAACAAUAAUAACAGAGAAAAAGAAUAUUACAUAAAUGAUGAAAUUGAUGAAGAUGAUGAAUAUUUAAAACAUUAUAAUAAUCAUAACUAUUACAACAAUAAUAAUAAUAACAACCAUAGAGAGAAAUUUAUAAAUGAAGUUAGAUUAGUUGAUUCAUUAAAUUAA
Lodderomyces jiufengensis is the source of this 1554-nucleotide messenger RNA. RefSeq lists its product as uncharacterized. The record is from RefSeq and is a predicted model, not a curated record. Bases 1 to 1554 code for a protein of 517 amino acids. Lineage: Eukaryota; Fungi; Ascomycota; Pichiomycetes; Serinales; Debaryomycetaceae. The transcript has a single exon.